AUGGCCCUGCUACUGGCCCUCAGCCUGCUGGUUCUCUGGACCUCCCCAGCCCCAACUCUGAGUGGCACCAAUGAUGCUGAAGACUGCUGCCUGUCUGUGACCCAGAAACCCAUCCCCGGGUACAUCGUGAGGAAUUUCCGCUACCUUCUCAUCAAGGAUGGCUGCAGGGUGCCUGCUGUGGUGUUCACCACACUGAGGGGCCGCCAGCUCUGUGCACCCCCAGACCAGUCCUGGGUAGAACGCAUCAUCCAGAGACUGCAGAGGACCUCAACCAAGAUGAAGCGCCGCAGCAGUUAA
Macaca mulatta (Rhesus monkey) is the source of this 297-nucleotide messenger RNA. It is a transcript of the gene CCL19, whose product is annotated as C-C motif chemokine ligand 19. Lineage: Eukaryota; Metazoa; Chordata; Mammalia; Primates; Cercopithecidae. Gene Ontology annotation, biological process: antimicrobial humoral immune response mediated by antimicrobial peptide; chemokine-mediated signaling pathway; inflammatory response. Gene Ontology annotation, cellular component: extracellular region. The record is from RefSeq and is marked provisional. Gene Ontology annotation, molecular function: CCR chemokine receptor binding; chemokine activity.